GCUCUUUGUACCAUUUAGGGAAAAAAAUAAGGUACAAAGACUCCAGUUAGAUAGAUAGGUUAGGGUACAUUGUCAUGUAUUAAUAAUAGUUUCUGAAUAACAUCAUUUCCAUAUAGUAGGUCAUAAAUAGAACUGAACUCGUGUCAAACAUGCAAAUGAACAGGAAGACUUUUGAGUUUGAGAGUGGAAACUGUUGCAUCUCAUCCUGUUCAAGACACUUACUACAACAGAUCUUGCAGGUGCUCAACAGGAAAUCUGGUGUCUUAUUUUCAGUCGAGCUGAAAGCCAUGAAACUCAUUCUGCGGUGGAUUUUUUGCUUCAGUUUAGGUUUUGUCGCUGAUUGCCAAGUGAAUCGUUAUGGAUUGAAAGGAAGCUCAAUCCGUCUGAGCAUCACUCCCAGAAAUCAGUCACUAACUAAUGUUGGGUGGCAACGAUUCAACAGGAAAGAGAUGCUCACAGACGCAAACGAAGUUUCCCCUCAUUUUAAGAAAAGAAUGAUCCUAAACGUCUCAGACUGGUCUUUGACCAUACACGACCUGGAGGAAAAUGACAGUGGACUGUAUGAAGCCCUUAAGAAGUGGGAGGUUGAACCUCUGGCUGCAUUCACACUUACAGUGGAGAGCACUGUCUCUAAGCCUGUAAUCAGAGUGGAUCAACAUGACUUUAAUUCGUCUGCUGAAGUGUGUCGGGCCGCAGUGAACUGUUCGGCUGAUGGCAGCUGGGCCACGUUUGACUGCCACCAAAAUAUCUGUACAAAGAUACGAUCCUCUCCAUUCUCCAUUAACAUCACUGUCACUGCACUGCACAGCAGCGGCAUCGAAUGCAACGUCAGCAACAACGUGAGCAAGAAUCAUUCUCAGACUCCCAUUACGUGCCAUGAAAAGCAGAAAAGUGAUUAUCGUUUUCUCCCAUCGCUCAUCUUCUGGAUCGUUGGCACCGUUUGUGGUGGUGUUUUGUUGGGUUUGGUUAUGGGUGGGAUUGUAGCAUUUGUCAAGAGAAGAAAAUGUUCAAAAGUUCAUCCACAGUCCAGUCGUGUUGUGAUUGAACAGCAUCAUGAAACAAUUUACUGCACCGUGGAAAAGCCGGCCACAUCCCAGACAUAUCCAGGAAACAACACUGUCAGCAACAAUGUAGAAACCAUCUACGACACUCCAUCACGACAUACCAAGGCUUGUCAAGUAGACAGUGUGGAGGUGAUGAGAGACAAUCAGGAGCAACAGCAAUCUGGACAAGACAGAACUAUUCAAGUAAAAGCUACAGUUCACCAGGCAGCAGAACCCGAUUCAGAUCCAAUAAACACUGUUUACUGCAAACUGGGAGAGAUAUGACACAAACACAUACUGUGCAUAUCUGAGACGUCAUUUCAGUGGAGAUUUAAAUGUAAUUUAAUAUAAAUUCUGUGUUUUUUUUUUUUUUUUUUACUAGUGAAUAGAUGGGUUUAAGCAUCAUUGAUGGAGACAAUACACACUGUAUGCUGCCUACUAUUUUGUGAAACAGUAUAUGCAAUACAUUCUUAAAAAUAAAUGUUCAAAAAUAUAUUCUUUUUUUGUAGUGAUGCAAUAGAAGGAACCUUUCAAAGGAACCUUUCAAAAAAAAAAAAAAAAAAAAAGAAACAUGUGGAAUGGAAAGAUUCUUCAUGGAAACAUCAAUCAUCAAUGAAAAUAAAGAACCUUUAUUUUUAAGAGUGCAUGCAAUGAUAUACAUUUUGAACAGUCCUAUAUUGUUGUCCUGUGACCUCACUGUGUAGCAUGUUUAAUCGAGUUGAGUCGUCAUCUCUGAAAAGUGUGUCAUUUUGCUUUUUGAAUUCCAAUUUUUUUAAAUAUGUCAUCAUUUGGAAAUGUUGAUGUUAAAAGUUACAGCACAUAUCAUGUCUAGUUCAUUCCUUACACUGGAAAUGAAAAGUCAAGUUGAGCGCAGUUACAUGAUUGUAGUAUUCUUUAUCUCAUACAUCCCUGUGGUUGCACUUUUUGAAGAAAACAUAAUCGUCUACUGUAUUACACGUUUUCUCGAUCACACUGAUGCUGAUGCAUGAAGUUUUUUUUUGGUGCACAGGUUUAAAUUAAUCUCAUUUGCUCAUAACAGUAUAUGAAUCUGUGCGGACAACUCAUAGUUAGGAAUGGAGAUGAAAUAUUGUAAUACUAAACAAUUUUAUUUUUGUAAAAACAAGGCAAUUUAACCAGUUUGACUUUAUUUCUGUCAUAUGUCUACAGACGGUUUUACUGAGAAUUAACAGAUGUUUAGAAUAAGUUUUAUUUAAUUUUUUUUUUUGAUUUUGACUGAUGUUUUUGUGUGUUGAAAUCAUAUUUAUGAUGGCAAGAAAACCAAGAAAAAAUCUGCUCAGGUGCGGAUAUUUAUGCAUUCAUUAUGAUCUUCAUUAUGCAGUGAUCUGAUUAACUCGGACUCAAAAAGUUCUAAUUAUAUCAGGGUUGUAGUUUUAUGGCAUCAAUUACAGAAACCCUACUACAGCUUGAGAUCCAGCAGUGCUGUGACAAUCAGAUAAAUUUAGACCAGGGUUCCUCAAAUCUUGCCCUGGAGGACCAAAGUCACCUGCCUGUGAUUUUUUAAUGAUCCCAAAGACAUUGAUUAGCAUGCUCGGGUGUGUUUGAUUAGGGUUAAAGCCAAACUCUGCAGGAAAGUGGAUCUUGUGGUCCAGAUUUGAGGAUCCCUGAUCUAGAUAAAGUGCACAGACAUCAAAAAUCGUAUGAAUCAACAGUGGUGACAGUCAAAUGAAAGACUUCCUGCUGCAGUGCAUGAUGGGAACCAAAAAAAAAAAAACCCUCAACCAUGAAUCCCAGCAUGCAGUUUGACAUGAAUAAAUUAUACAGAUUAAUUA
Molecule: messenger RNA, 2833 nt
Organism: Cyprinus carpio (common carp)
Lineage: Eukaryota; Metazoa; Chordata; Actinopteri; Cypriniformes; Cyprinidae
Source: RefSeq, a predicted model, not a curated record